Messenger RNA from Carica papaya (papaya), 889 nucleotides. It is a transcript of the gene MKS1, whose product is annotated as MAP kinase substrate 1. Lineage: Eukaryota; Viridiplantae; Streptophyta; Magnoliopsida; Brassicales; Caricaceae. Gene Ontology annotation, cellular component: nucleus. The record is from RefSeq and is a predicted model, not a curated record.
CAAGAAGAUCCAGUAGAGCAUUCAUUGCCUCUCAACUUCCACUUGAUGCCUCCAUUUUUUCUCCCUCUUCAAACCUCCACUUAUUUCAUCCAUCCAUGGAUUCCGCCGGUGGCAAACCCCCGAUGAAGCGCCAACUCCAGAUCCAAGGCUCUCGGCCUCCUCCGCUCAGCGUCAGCAAAGACUCCCACAAAAUCAAGAAACCCCCCAAACCACCCGCUCCUCCACAUCAACGUCCACCGGAACCCGCUGAUCCUCCAGCUCCGAUUGUCAUCUACGCCGUCUCUCCGAAGAUCGUCCACGCCACCGUCGCGAAUUUCAUGACCAUCGUCCAGCGCCUCACUGGGCUUUCCUCCUCCGACUUCUCAGGCUCCGGAGACAUCUCCCCCGCGGCCAGGCUGGCGGCCACGGAGAAAGCCAGUCCCAGGGAGAGAGCCCCCUGCAACACGGAAGGAGUGGUGGAUAUUGUGGAAGCGGGAGGGAUAGAAUUGGGUGUUGUUCCGGGAAUCUUAUCUCCAGCACCGGAGACGUUGCCGCCGAUUCCGGCCGGAAUUUUCUCGCCGGUUUACGAGCCAAGCAUCCAACUGUUUCAUGGGAGCAGCUUUGUGGGUAGCCCAUCUGGGUUACUUUCAGGUCCUAUAGUUUCUCCGACGCUUUCACCUGAUUUUUUUGGUUACUUUUGGGAUUUUUAGUGGCGACUAAUUGCAUUUUAGCGACAUUUUGUAUGUGCAGAGGAACAACUGUAGAGCAGUAGGCAUUGGUUUAGCAUUGCAAGAUUUAGAGUAGAGUAAUUGUAAUUGUCAAAUUGUAUGUUAUUUUUUUUUUCUUUAAUUGGAAAAUCGAUUGGUUAGAUAAUAAUAUAUUCUAAAUAUAGCAGUUAAAAGAAUUAAAU